This is a messenger RNA of Phanerochaete carnosa HHB-10118-sp, 1416 nucleotides long. RefSeq lists its product as uncharacterized. Gene Ontology annotation, cellular component: R2TP complex; Swr1 complex; NuA4 histone acetyltransferase complex. The record is from RefSeq and is a predicted model, not a curated record. The coding region runs from base 1 to 1416 and encodes 471 amino acids. Gene Ontology annotation, biological process: box C/D snoRNP assembly; chromatin remodeling; regulation of transcription by RNA polymerase II. The transcript is spliced from 4 exons. Gene Ontology annotation, molecular function: ATP binding; ATP hydrolysis activity; DNA helicase activity. Lineage: Eukaryota; Fungi; Basidiomycota; Agaricomycetes; Polyporales; Phanerochaetaceae.
AUGUCGGCCACUCCAUCAACGUCUUCCGCGCCCGUUGCGCACAACGCUCUUCCCCCGCCGUCAAGCACGGCGGCGGCGCGGUCAUCGCGGAUAGCGCCUCAUUCUCAUAUCAAGGGCCUCGGCCUCAGUCCUGAGGGGUUCGCGAACGCAGACGGGGCAGGGUUCGUGGGGCAGGUCAACGCACGAGAGGCUUGCGGCGUGGUUGUCGACCUCGUCAAGUCUCGCAAGUUCUCUGGUCGCGCUUUGCUGCUUGUCGGCGCACCUGGCACGGGAAAAACCGCACUCGCCCUGGCGAUUUCUCAAGAGCUCGGGGCGAAGGUGCCCUUCUGCCCCAUGGUCGGCUCAGAAGUUUACAGUACGGAGGUCAAGAAGACUGAGGUGCUCGCGGAAGCCUUCCGGCGGGCGAUAGGGCUACGCAUCAAGGAGACCAAAGAAGUGUACGAAGGCGAAGUCACCGAGCUCACACCGACGGAGGCUGAGAACCCUCUCAGCGGCUACGGCAAGACCGUCUCGCACGUCAUCGUCGGCCUGAAGACAGUCAAGGGCACGAAGCAGCUGCGCCUCGACCCGUCCAUCUAUGAAGCGAUUUUGAAGGAGAAAAUCGUCGUUGGAGACGUCAUCUACAUUGAGGCGAACACUGGUGCCGUGAAACGCGUCGGACGCUCGGACGCUUACGCAUCCUCGUACGAUCUUGAGUCCGAGACGUACGUCCCCCUGCCCAAGGGCGAGGUGCACAAACGAAAAGAGCUUGUGCAGGACGUGACGCUUGGUGACUUGGAUGCGGCAAACGCGCGGCCUCAGGGUGGUCAGGACAUCAUGAGCGUGAUGGGCAGUUUGAUGAAGAGCGGUCGGACGGAGGUCACGGAGAAGUUGAGAAAGGAGGUCAACAAGGUUGUGAAGGGAUAUGUCGACCAGGGUGUCGCGGAGGUCGUGCCCGGUGUCGUAUUUAUCGAUGAGGUCCACAUGCUCGACAUUGAGUGUUUCACCUAUUUGAACGCCCUUCUCGAGUCGCCCAUGGCACCUACUGUCGUCUUUGCCACCAACAGAGGCAACUCACUUGUGCGCGGCACGAUAGAUAUAGUGGCUCCGCAUGGUAUCCCAGUCGAUCUGCGCGACCGUUGCCUGAUUGUUAAGACGGACUCGUACACCACUGCCGACGUCGCGAAGGUCGUGCAGGUCCGCGCGAACGUUGAAGGACUCAAGCUCGGUGCUGGUGUGCUCGAACGACUGGCCACGGAGGGCGAAAAGAGUUCACUUCGGUAUGCCUUGCAGCUGCUUACGCCAGGGUCAAUCCUUGCGCGUCUGGCAGGCCGCGAGCAGAUAGAGCUUGAGGACGUCAACGAGAUGGGAGAGCUCUUCUUAGACGCGAAAACGAGUGCCGCCUCUAUCGGCACCACUGAUACCUACAUGAGCUGA